CAGGAUGUCUUUGUCCAGGAUUCAGUGUCUGAGGCUGGCCGCUGUAGUGGAGGACUGUGCAGACCAGCUGGAGAUACUGGGACACACCCUGACGGUGCAGAUCAGGAAAGAGCGAGGAGACGCAGCGGCAGAGGAGAAACCCAGGUUGACCAAGCUUAGGAGAGAUUGUCAGUCCAUCACGGAGCAGGUUUCUUUGCUGCACGUGGAGCUGGACGAGAAGCAGAGCAUCGCUUCUCUGCUGCAGGCGAGUGAGGAAGAGGAGCAGAAGGAGAGGGAUGAGGAAAUGGGAAGAGAGGCAGAGAAAGAGAUGGAGCAGAGAAAACAAACUCUGCGAAGAGAAUGUGAGGAGAUUCUAGAGAAAAAAGAGAAACUGCAGGACUUGAUCCUGCAGGCCAGAGAUCUGCAGGAUAAAAUGGACGAUCUGUCAUCAAAGGUGGCCCAAAGGAAGAAGCUUGAGGAGAAAAACCUUGAGCUGCAGCUCCAGCAGACACAAAGGGAGAGCAGCCAGUCCAAGCAGCUGCUGGAGGACGAGCAGGAGCUGCUGCAGACACAGAUGAAAGCGGAGAUAAGAGUUCAUGAGGAGUCGGAGAAAUUCCUGCAAAGUCGAAAUGAGGAGGUGCAGCAGCAGCUGGACCAGUGGCAGCAGCUUACAAAGCAGAUGCUGCAGGAGACGGAGCAGCGGCUCAACAGUGAGAGCUGCAAAAGAACUGUGAACUUGGACAGAUUGAUGGAGAUGAAGAGGAAGUACAGGGAGAUGGAGCAGGUGGUAAUGGAGGACAGGGAGGAGCAGGAGAAGCUGCGUCAAGAGCAGGCAAAGGCCAGAGCUGCUACCAAGGUGCAGGCGUGGUGGAGAGGCUGCAUGGUACGCCGGUGCCUCGGUAGCUUCAAAAAAAAAGAGGAAAACAAGAAAGGCAAGAAGAAAAAGAAAGAAGGAAAGAAGAAGAAGAAAUGAGUGUUCUUGACCCCAGUUUGAGACGUUGGAAUAAUUUAUUGAAUUCCAAAAUAAUAAAUAAUCAUCUCUUUAUUUGUAUGAAACAUACAUCAUGUAACAAAAUCCAACAAGAAAUAAAAGAGUACGCUACUUCAUCACAUUGGUGGAGGUAAAAUGGA
Molecule: messenger RNA, 1110 nt
Organism: Eleginops maclovinus (Patagonian blennie)
Lineage: Eukaryota; Metazoa; Chordata; Actinopteri; Perciformes; Eleginopidae
Gene: drc9
Product: IQ motif containing G
Biological process (GO): cilium organization
Cellular component (GO): cytoplasm; motile cilium
Molecular function (GO): protein binding
Source: RefSeq, a predicted model, not a curated record